AUCAUCAUAUCCACGGCGGAGCUAGCUAGCGGCGUUUCCAUCAUGGCAAGUGGCGGAGCUAACACUAGUCGAGAAGUUGUUCAGUUUCAGUUGAGUCCCUCCACCACUUUGCUCAAAAUUCUUCGGGGCAACAUCGCUCAGUGGUCAUUCGACGGAUCUUCCGACGCCAUUGUCGAUCCUACUAAUGAGAGAAUGCUCGGGGGAGGUGGCGAAGAUGGAGCCAUACAUCGAGCUGCUGGUCCACAGCUAAGAGAAGCCUGCUAUAAAGUCCCUGAAGCACGCCCUGGAAUCCGUUGUCCCACAGGCGAAGCAAGGAUUCUUCCAGGUUUUAAGUUAGCAGCAUCUCAUGUGAUUCUCACUGUUGGACCUAUAUAUGCUUCCCACCCAGAUCCUAAAUCCGCACUGCAAAGUUCAUAUAGAAACUGCUUGCGUUUAGCUAAAGAAAACAACAUCCAAUACCUUGCCUUUCCUGCGAUAUCAUGUGCAUACUAUGGGUAUCCAUUUGCUGAGGCUUCAAAGAUUGCCGUGUCAACUGUAAAAGAACAUGGAAGUGACUUCAAAGAGGUUCACUUUGUUCUGUUCUCAGAUGAAGGUUAUGAUGCAUGGGUGAAGGCUGCAAAUGAGCUUAUUCUGCAGAACUGAUCUGAUAUAUAUAUGGCUCAGAUUAUAUUGUUGAGGACUUAAGGAUGCUGGAUAUGACAAUAUAUAUAUGAUGAAAUAAAGAAGAUGAGAGAGAGGAUAUAUAGCUUUCUUCUACUCCGAAUAAUAACGUAGUUUCAAUAAGUUGUUUUGAUCUGAUAUGCAUGUUGAAAUGAUCACAACAACCUUGAAAUUAAAAGGA
Ipomoea nil (Japanese morning glory) is the source of this 841-nucleotide messenger RNA. Its product is annotated as macro domain-containing protein VPA0103-like. Lineage: Eukaryota; Viridiplantae; Streptophyta; Magnoliopsida; Solanales; Convolvulaceae. The transcript has 7 exons. Bases 43 to 642 code for a protein of 199 amino acids. The record is from RefSeq and is a predicted model, not a curated record.